GUCGUUGCAGCUGCGCGCGGGUUCCUAGGCGGGCGCGUCCCGCUCGCCAUGCGCUGCCGGGGCUCGGGGAGCAGCCUUUGGGGUGCCGGGCGGCCCCAGUUGGGCCGCUGAGCCUUGCUCCCGAGCCGGGCCUUGGGGAGAACCAAAAGCCAUGGCCGCAGGAAAAUUUGCAAGCCUUCCCAGAAACAUGCCCAUGAAUCACCAAUUCCCUCUGGCCUCGUCCAUGGACCUUCUGAGCAGCAAGUCACCUCUCGUCGAGCGCCGUGCAGAUGCCUAUCAGGACGUGUCCAUACACGGCACUCUGCCACGGAAGAAGAAGGGUCCUCCUUCUCCUCUGCGGUCCUACGAUCACUGCAGCCUCCUGGGAACCCUGCCCCACUCCAAAUCCCCACGGCACGUCUCCCCCCUCUCCCGGGAGGUCAUCCAGGAGAACCCAGCGCAAGACUGGCAAGGCAAAAGCUUCUUCAGGGAUCAGCAUCUUCUGGACCAAACUCUGGAUUAUGUGAAGUUCUCCAAGGAGCGGCUCAUCAUGGAGCGGACCCCCGAGAAGCUGAAGAAGGAACUGGAAGAGGAACUGUUGCUUAGCAGUGAGGAUUUGCGCAGCCACGCCUGGUACCAUGGCCGCAUCCCCCGACAGGUAUCGGAAAACCUUGUACAGAGAGAUGGUGACUUCUUGGUGCGAGAUUCUCUCUCCAGCCCGGGGAACUUCGUCCUCACCUGUCAGUGGAAGAAUCUGGCUCAGCAUUUUAAGAUUAACCGGACGAUCCUGCGGCUCAGUGAGGCCUACAGUCGCGUACAAUACCAGUUUGAGACGGAGAGUUUCGACUCCAUCCCUGGUCUGGUGCGCUGCUACGUGGGCAACCGCCGGCCCAUCUCGCAACAGAGUGGAGCCAUCAUUUUCCAGCCCAUCAACAGGACAGUGCCCCUGCGGUGGCUGGAGGAGCAGUAUGGCACCUCCGCGGGCCUAGCCCGGGAAGGUAGCUUCACGGACAGCAGGCCAGAUUUGGCCAAGAGACUGAGCCUCACGCUGGGCAGUGGCCAGGCCCGAGAGGAGAGCUCACCCCGGGGAAACCUCCUCAGAAAUAAAGAGAAGAGUGGCAGUCAGCCGGCCUGUUUGGAUCACAUGCAGGACAGAAGAGCCUUAGCCCUCAAAGCUCACCAGUCAGAAAGCUGCCUUCCCAUCGGUUGUAAGCUGCCUCCUCAAUCCCCAAAUGUAGACAUAAGCCCCUGCCCGAACUCACCCGUUUUCCGGACGGGCAGUGAGCCCACUCUAAGCCCAGCUGUGGUGCGGAGAGUCUCCUCGGACGCCAGGCCAGGAGAAGCACUGAGGGGUUCAGACAGCCAGCUGUGCCCUAAGCCGCCCCCAAAACCCUGUAAAGCACCCAGCCUCAAGGCUCCCCACUCUCCAUAUACCUGGCCCCACACAGAGAUCAACUAUUGUGAACUGAACGCCACCUCUGCUGUGGGCUGUGAUAGGGCUACAAGAUCCCCCUUCUCGACCCAGGACAGCUAUGUAGAGCUACUGACUGCCAAACAAAAAGGGACGCCGGGUCCCCGGAAUUCUGGUACCAACUACUCGAUCCUUGAUGAUGAGGAUAGGACGAGGCCUUGGGGGGCCCAGGGACAGGAGGCACCAGGGUCGUUUGUACCCCCACUUCUGGAAACGGCCUCCUCCUUCCGGCCCAAUGACUUUGGAUCCAAGCUCCUGCCUCCGGAGAACAAGCCCCUGGAGACAGCCAUGCUGAAGCACGCAAAGGAGGUGUUCCUCCACAACGACCCCAAGGUCAUCGCACGCCACAUGCUGAGCAUGGACUGCAGGGUGACUCGGAUCCUGGAUGUUUCUGAUGAGAUGAAGCAACACAUGGGCGUGAGCUCAGGGCUGGAACUUAUUACCUUGCCAUAUGGCCACCAGCUGCGCCUGGAUAUCAUUGAACGACACCACACCAUGGCCAUCGGCAUCGCUGUAGAUGUGCUGGGCUGCACGGGUACGCUGGAGGAACGCGCAGCAACUCUCAACAGGAUCAUCCAGGUGGCCGUGGAACUAAAGGACUAUAUGGGUGAUCUCUACUCCUUCUCAUCGGUGAUGAAAGCCCUGGAAAUGCCGCAGAUCACAAGAUUAGAGAAAACAUGGACUGCUCUUCGACACCAGUACACUCAAACAGCCAUUCUCUAUGAGAAACAGCUGAAGCCUUUCAGCAAACUCCUGCAUGAAGGCCGAGAGUCCACAUGCAUUCCGCCAAACAAUAUAUCAGUCCCACUGCUAAUACCACUCGUGACUUUAAUGGAGCGCCAGGCUGUCACUGUCGAUGGGAUUGACAUAUGGGAGAAAAACGAUGAAAGUUGUGAGAUUCUAUGGAACCAUUUGGCAACGGCCCGAUUCAUGGCAGAGACUGUGGAGAGUUACCGGAGGAAUGCUGAGCGGAUCCUUGAAGGCUUUCAACCAGAUGAAGAAAUGAGUGAAAUCUUGAAGACAGAAUUUCAAAUGAGAUUACUGUGGGGCAGCAAAGGCGCACAAGUCAGUCAGGCAGAGCGAUAUGAGAAGUUCAACCAGAUUUUAACUGCCCUCUCACGUAAACUGGAGCCCCCUUCUGUGAAGCAGGCAGAGCUGUGAUAACUCACCAGAGAACUUUAGUAUAUUCCUUCAGAUGUCUCCAUUUCCUUCUUUGGAAAAGCUUGUCUAUUAAAUUUUAAAAGGUAAUAAUGUACAAAUUGAUAAUAUACAAGCUUUUAGUAUCCACAGGAUAUUAAAUAUGCAAAUUGCACAGGGCAUACUUAUUUAUAAACUGUUUAAAAUUACUACUGAUUUUUAAUGAAUAAUUUAUUAAGGUAACUAUUGCUAAUGUUAAUCAACAAAUUUAAGAGAAAACCUAGCUAGGUUGACUCAGUGGUUGCAUUCAAUUAUCGAGGUAUUUAACCAUUUUAGCUUUAAUUUUGUGUCAGAUAAGUGUAAAUAGAAAGUUUAAAAGCAUGAAACAUUUCAGAAGGUAUCAGUUGUAUGAUAUUCUUCAAAUAUGAAAGUGUAUAUAGUCAUAUGAAAUAUAUCUUUUGUGAAACAACUGUA
This is a messenger RNA of Suncus etruscus (white-toothed pygmy shrew), 3061 nucleotides long. It is a transcript of the gene BCAR3, whose product is annotated as BCAR3 adaptor protein, NSP family member. Gene Ontology annotation, biological process: small GTPase-mediated signal transduction; positive regulation of peptidyl-serine phosphorylation. NCBI's taxonomy places the organism in Eukaryota, Metazoa, Chordata, Mammalia, Eulipotyphla, Soricidae. The coding region runs from base 152 to 2611 and encodes 819 amino acids. The transcript has 12 exons. The record is from RefSeq and is a predicted model, not a curated record. Gene Ontology annotation, molecular function: phosphotyrosine residue binding; guanyl-nucleotide exchange factor activity.